UUCCGGAAGUUGCCUUCUGAGGUGGCGUGCAAGUCCGGCGUGGUCUUUGUGAGAUUCCACUAUGGCGUACCGAGGCCAGGGCCAAAAGGUGCAGAAAGUGAUGGUGCAGCCCAUCAACCUCAUCUUCAGAUACUUGCAAAAUAGAUCUCGGAUUCAGGUGUGGCUCUAUGAGCAAGUGAAUAUGCGGAUAGAAGGCUGUAUUAUUGGUUUUGAUGAGUACAUGAACCUUGUGUUAGAUGAUGCAGAAGAAAUUCAUUCAAAAACAAAGUCAAGAAAACAACUGGGUCGGAUCAUGCUAAAAGGAGAUAAUAUCACUCUGCUACAAAGUGUCUCCAACUAGAAUUGAUGAGUGAAGUGACAGUGACAACUUGUUAAGAAUACUAUACAGUUUUUUUUUAAUGAUUUUUGUUGGACAUACAGCCCUAAAACAUGUUCUUACUGUUUUUUGUUGAGACCUCACUGUGUAUACAGUUUUCUUCACCCUUAUGUUAUUAUCAAAUGACAAUAAAUACAUUGUUUCUUUGUAUACAGUGGUAAAGAUCUUUUACACAAUGGCAUUUGCAGCUGAUGGUAUUUAUUUUAAAAGUUUCUGAAGGGUUGGCAGUUGCCCUGGCAGGGCAUUUGCUUUUCUCAGAGCAUGAACCUAUAUAUUUUAAGGCAAAGAGUUAAGAAUUCUACCUGACAGGUAAGCUUCCAGUAUUGGUGGCAGAAAAAAAUGCUCACAAAA
Molecule: messenger RNA, 727 nt
Organism: Castor canadensis (American beaver)
Lineage: Eukaryota; Metazoa; Chordata; Mammalia; Rodentia; Castoridae
Gene: Snrpe
Product: small nuclear ribonucleoprotein polypeptide E
Biological process (GO): mRNA splicing, via spliceosome
Cellular component (GO): spliceosomal complex
Molecular function (GO): RNA binding
Source: RefSeq, a predicted model, not a curated record